This is a messenger RNA of Thrips palmi, 411 nucleotides long. RefSeq lists its product as uncharacterized. Gene Ontology annotation, biological process: sensory perception of smell. The record is from RefSeq and is a predicted model, not a curated record. The transcript has 4 exons. Gene Ontology annotation, molecular function: odorant binding; olfactory receptor activity. Bases 109 to 411 code for a protein of 100 amino acids. Gene Ontology annotation, cellular component: membrane. Lineage: Eukaryota; Metazoa; Arthropoda; Insecta; Thysanoptera; Thripidae.
GGCCGAGAGCCUCAGCGACCAGCAGCUGCGGCACCUCGUGGCCCUGCACCAGCGCCUCGUCGACAACGUCAGAGCCUUGCAAGGCUGGUGACGUCCACGUUGAGUCUCAUGGCACCCGACCCGGUCCUGUACAUGUUCCUCAUGAUGCCGACCCUGGCCGUCGUGAUCGCCAUCAAGUGCUCCGUGGCCGACGAGCUGCUGGCCUGGAGUGUGGCCCUCGCAAACGCGGUGUAUGCAAGCCCGUGGCUCAGCUCUCCGCGAAGCUUCCGGCUCAUGGCGCUAACGGUGCUCACCAGGGCGCAGCGACCACAGCUUGUUGCCGUGCGGUUCUUGGGCCGCCUUGACCGACCUAUUGCCAGUGAAAUAUUUAAACGAUGGUACACUUUCGUGCAGGUGCUCAGUGAAUACUGA